AUGAGCUCAACGACCAUCGAUCCCGCCCGGGCUGCGGAGAGCCAUACGGUGCAAAUCCUCGCGGUCACGACGGUUUUCCACUGCUUGGCCCUUCUCGUUGUCGGCCUCAGAUCGUACACUCGCAUUGGAAUUCUCGGCUCGUUUGGCCCCCAAGAUGUGUUCAUGAUUUUAGCGACGCUUUGCUCUUUGUUGGGGGGAACAGUCACCCUCUAUUUACAGGUCCCAUACGGGCUGGGACGCCAUAUCGACACGAUCGACCGUUCUCUUCUCAUAGAAUUCAACAAGUUCAGCUUCAUCCAGUCCAUCGUCCCACUCAUGGGAGGCAUCGGCUUUCUGAAGAUCGCCAUCGCUCUGGAAUUAAUGAAGCUGAGGGGCAAUGCGCUGGCCUGGUACAAUCAUGUUCUCUGGGGUCUAAUUGCAUUCGUGACCGCAUACACCAUUAUGGCCUGGUGUAGCUUUUUCCUUUACUGCCGACCAAUGGCCAAGUAUUGGGAUAACAGCAUCGAGGGCACCUGUUAUUCCGUCUCCAUGUUUAUCAAAUUCGGCCUAGCAAACACAGGCUUCAACAUAUUUACCGAUGUGGCAUUCGCUACCCUGCCUGUGGGAAUCGUUUGGACCCUGAAGAUGCCCCUCAAGACCCGCCUCUACCUGAUCGGCGUCCUCAGUUUGGGCUAUGUUGCGGUUGUCAUGGGCAUCUUGAAAGCUGUGGCCCAGAUCAACUUUAAUCCCUUUGGAGACGGCACCUACUCCUAUGAAAUCCAGUUCUGGGGCCUUCUGCAACUCAAUCUGGGGAUCGCCGCCGCGUGCGCCCCAUCGCUGAAACCCCUGGUCAAGAACCUUCUUUCGCUCACCAGCUGGACACCCCGGUACGGAUACACCAACUCAGGUGGAUACAACGCACGAAGCGGAGGCAACGCGCUGUACACCAUCGGCGGGACUGCUGCGUCGAGGGGCUACGCCAAACAGAACAGCAGGGCCGACGGCGCCGACGACUUUGAGCUGCGGUCUGCGCGCCGCCCCGACAGCCUCGGCGCUACCAACUACGUGGCGCGCGCGGAGGCAAGAGACUCGACCAAGUCGGAUGGGAUGUACGGCAAGGAUGGCGAGUCGGCUGGGGAGAGGAAUGGCAGCGAAGAGACGAUCUUACACGCGAGUGACGGGAAAAAGGCGAUAGUCAAGACGACCGAGGUUUCGAUAACCUACUAG
Messenger RNA from Clonostachys rhizophaga, 1206 nucleotides. The record is from the annotation of a GenBank genome assembly. Lineage: Eukaryota; Fungi; Ascomycota; Sordariomycetes; Hypocreales; Bionectriaceae.